This is a messenger RNA of Thelazia callipaeda (thelaziosis nematode), 1812 nucleotides long. Lineage: Eukaryota; Metazoa; Nematoda; Chromadorea; Rhabditida; Thelaziidae. The record is from the annotation of a GenBank genome assembly.
AUGGAAAUUUUGCAUUAUAUGUUACAGUGGAUUAGUACAACUGAAUUUAAUGAUGUGGUAGUUGCCUUAUCAUCGCACUCAUUCAAAGCAGUGCGAAGCAUAUUAAACUAUUGGCGUGUUCUCUUGCAUUCCCUUACUGUAGUAUUGUGUCAGAAUUGUAUGAGUGUCGGUGAUGCUAUCCGUGAAGUUCAUAGUCGAUCUCUUAUAACAUCAGAUUUUUUAUUACUCACUACUCCAAUGACAAUGGCUGCUACGGAUCUUAGUAUGCAAGUAACUUAUUUUAAGGAAAAAAGGAAAGAUAGGAACAAUAUUAUGUUACUUGUUUAUGCUGAAUGUAAAAGUGUAUGUCCUGUGAUUGCAUACGCAAAGAAGAGUGGAAAACUUAUGCUUUAUCAUCAGAAAGAUGAUACUUCAGAGCUUGAUAUUAAUAAGAAUGUUUUCGAAGUUGAUUCUGUCGUAUGCAAAAAUCUUCGUGAUACUGGUAUAGCGUUUUGUUCGGUAAAUGUAUUAACUCAAUUCAAUGAUAAUUUUGACUAUCAAUAUAAGGACGACAUUAUCCGAGAAAUUUUAGUUAAUGAAGAUAUUCUUGGUUUGAAUAUUUGUGUCACUGUCCUUCCAAAGCUAAUUUCGGCCUACUGUACUUAUGACUAUGCAGAUCUGUUAUAUAUGAAUAAGCUUCUUUUACAACAUUUCUUUUCGCCUAUCGGGCCUUAUAACGUAUCGAAUUCGGCUUACAGUUGUGGGAGAAAUAAUAUUUAUUUAUCAUCUGAUGGUUUAAAUCAGAAUUGCUCUACAAAAAGGGGUCUUCCGUUAAUGCUUGCUGGAACUAAUGUUUUGUUGGGGAAGAAAUGUUUUAUUGGUUCAAAUGUAUUUCUAAAAAAUGUCUCGAUUGGCUUCAACACCUCUAUUGGCGACGGUUGUAAAAUUGAGAACUGUAUCAUUGGUAGAAAUGUUUCAAUUGGAACGAAUAGUCGUUUAUUUGAAUGCUUUCUUGGAGAUGAUGUUGUGAUUGGCAAUAGUGUCACUCUUCAUCCUCGUUGUAUUUUAUCAUCCAAAGUUAAAAUACCAGAUGGUAGAGAGUUGGCUAUGGAAAGCGUUAUAAGUAGUUAUUGUUGUGGAGAUGACGAUGAACAAUUUAAGUGCUUUCCUUCUGAAUUUGGGUAUGAAUGGAGAAUGGUGAAUGGUGGUAGUUUUUGGAGUGCUACGAAAGUAAAUUCGCUAGUACGUGAAACAUCGGUAACCUCUAAAGAUUCAAAUUAUAUUGUCCUGGGGGUUGUUGCAGAAUUCAAUGAUUCUAAAGAAGUAGAAGUCACUGAGGAAGAAGAAAUGGAGAACAGUGAUCGAUUUUAUGUAGAAGUGAGAGAAAGUAUGGAAAGAAUAGCCGAGCAAAAACACUGCAGUGAUCAACUUGUAAAAAAUCUAAUUUUGGAAAUCAACAGCUCUAAGCUUGCUUAUAACAUAUCAAUGGAAGAUGUUGCACGCAAAGUUUUUCUAUCGUUUCUUUCAUUAUCGAGCACAUUUGCUGAGUUAAAGAGGCUCGCUCAGGUUUGGCAUCUACUAUUUAGCAACUACUACAAACCCAGAAGAAAUCAAAUUCAAGCAUUAGUUGCAAUUGAGGAAUAUCUUGCAUAUGAUUCGAAAUUUCAGUCAGUGACGGCAAAAAUAAUACACUUCUUCUAUGAUCAAAAUGUUUUUGAAGAAGAUGCAAUUUUAGAAUGGUAUGGUACUGUUCAUGAUAACGCACUUAUUAAAGCUCUUGUACGUCCCAUUAUUGAGUGGUUGGAAAAUGCAAGUGAAGAAUCAGACGAUUAA